Molecule: messenger RNA, 12900 nt
Organism: Drosophila sechellia
Lineage: Eukaryota; Metazoa; Arthropoda; Insecta; Diptera; Drosophilidae
Gene: sif
Product: guanine nucleotide exchange factor still life
Exons: 21
Coding region: 709-8637 (2642 amino acids)
Biological process (GO): small GTPase-mediated signal transduction; activation of GTPase activity
Molecular function (GO): protein binding; guanyl-nucleotide exchange factor activity
Source: RefSeq, a predicted model, not a curated record
GGAGGCGGAAGCGGAAACGGAAGUGCUGGCGGGCCGGACUGCAGCAGCGACGGCGAUCCCAAGAAGACCUUCUCGCUGCACUGCUGUUGCGUGAUCGUCGACAUCACACCAGUGGCGCAUCCAGGAGGACGCCUGACAUCGGCAACAACGGCCUCGGGAAGGGAUGCGGGUGGAGCCGCCGCUGGCGGAGGUGGUGGUUCCGGUGGUGGCGGUGGCUUGGGCCUCGGCCUCGGCGAGAAUGUCUCCCAGUUGGCCAGUCAACUAUUUCGCUUUGGCAGCAAAAAGCGUCCAGGCGUUUGCAUAUGCAAUGCCCAGUGCCGGCUGCAAUCGCUGGGCGAGACCCAAGGCAGCCUGGGAGCCACCACGCUUAAGACCCAUCAUGGCAGCCUGGACAGAUUGUUGCAAAAGGGAGACGGAACUGGGACAGCAACCAGUGGCGAGCGCUCGAUAAGCUGGGUGGUGGAUGGUGGGGCGGCGGGUUCUGGUGCCCUGCUCAAUGCCUCCUCCGACGAAAGUGAUGACAAGAAGAAGAAACUGGACGAGGGCAACCAGUUGCCGCCACCGCCACGCCCACCCUCGCGGUCACAUGCCAAGCCCACGGCCAAGGAGGAAUUCGAUCGGGGUGUCGAGGUGGAGAAGUUCUAUCACCAGAUCAACGGUGACAUCUUUGAAAUCACUCGCCGGGUGAGAGCUCGCGAUGAGGAGACCAUGGAACAGAAGUGCAUCAGGCGGAAGGGAUCGGUGAGGGUAACGGAACCCACGGGUCACGCCCACGUGCGGAUUGAGCAGAGACCUCAGUUGCCACCGAGACGGCAGAAAAGUGCCGAGGAAGUGGCCACCAUGCCAAAGAGUGCUCUGCGCCAACCGCCCGAGCAACUGGAGUGGUUCGAUCGCCGGGCUCAACAGCGCCACUCCGCCCGAUCCGCUGAAGGUGGCCAGGUGCGGGAGGAGACCAUGGAGUGGCUCAAGCUCCAGAAAACUGCCAGUCCCAUCCAGCCGGUGCGCACCUCCUCGGGACCCAGUGAGAUCACAGUCCUGAAGGACGAACUGCCCGACUGGCUGCUGGAUCAUCUGCCGCGCAAGAAGGAGCGGGAACGCGAUCGAUUGCCUUCGGAUGCGGACAAGGCUGUGGGUUCUGCGUAUGCCAAGGCCUUGGCGGAUCUUCUUAAGAAACCGCUGUCCCGACAAAGUUCCGGACCCUGUGAGUUCUCGCUGCUGAAAACUGAUAUUGUGGAGUGGCUCACCAAGAUGCAGAGCAGCAGUGGAACGGAGAGGGGCAAGUCCCGUCGGUCGCAUCAUCGCCGGAAUGGCAGUGGUGGCGACGCCCAGCCCCGUUCCAAUUCCCAGGAAGAUGCCCAAGAUCAGUCGAAGACCAGCCAUCGGAAGAGGCACUCCCUGGGACACAGUGGAGCAGUCAGCGAAGAGGAACAGCAACAGCUCACUGCCGAUUGGAUAGCCUAUCCUCUCCACAAGCUGCAAUCCCUCGGAAAGCAACCUCCUCCAGCUCAACCACCGGAGAGAAUGAGCAUUCCCAGUGGCUAUGCGGUGCCCAGUGCCCUUUCACACACUCCCCUAUGCCAGCGGAGGGAGGAGCGUUCCCGGGAGAGAAGACUGCGGCAUUCAGCCAGCGAAGUGGUGGGGAGUGGUGGGGCAGGAGCGGCAUCCACAUCAAACACCGCCCAUCUGGAACGGCUGUAUGCCAAGCCGCACAAGGAACGCUAUCAAUACGUACCGAAAACCAAAGAGUCAAGUGGUCGUAAGGAGCGUUCCCGGCGCCAUCAGACCCAACGGUCCGCCACGGUCUCUGACAUGUCCGCCCAGCGUUCCGGUGGCCAUAAGCGCAAGUCCUCGAGUGCGGAGAGGGCUCCUCGUUCACCAUCCCCGGGACCCUGUACGGAUCCCGAUUGUCCACUACUGCCCAUCUGUACGGAUCCGCAUUGCCGGUACCAGGAGUGCCAGGCGAGGCAGUGCAUUACGUCGUCGGUGAGCUCGGUAAAUCUGGCCAGGCAUCAGCAACUGGCGCAGGUGCAACUGCAUGCAGUGCCGGCUCAUCUGGUUGGAGCCAUGGGCUCCGAUGUGCCGACGACACCAUCCACAACGGCCACACCUCCGCCGCCAACAGGAGGUGGAACUAUAGGAGUGGGAGCAACCGGAGCAGGAGCUGGAGCGACGAGCGAACGCCGCCUGGUCAUCUGCCACGAUUGUCGAUCCUGUGCCCCGCUGCUCAGCUGCCGGAAUCGCAAAUGCCUCAAUGCCGCCAAGUGCAACUCACUGCCUCGCUGUGCCGCCGACUUCAAUCGCCUGCGCACCCAGCUGGCCCAGCCGCCCACCACAUUGGAUGACAUUGAACCGGCGCCACUGGACGACCUGGAGAUGCAGCCACUGCCCUCGCCACCGCAUCCACAUUCGCACCAUCACUACCGCAGCAAUUCACAGCCAAACACCCUCCAGAGAGGAGACUCCGCCAGUUCCGCAGGAAUGGGUGCUGGAGUCGGAGGGGCAGGACAUGGUGGCUUAGGAGGACCGGGAUCGGGACUCGCUUGGCUGGAGCCCACAACCACGCUAGUGCAACCACUGCCCGCCUAUGUGCACCACUCGAAUGGCAAGCUGAUGAAGUCCGCCUCGGCUGCCUCGCUGAAUUCCCGUCGACGGCGUCACAAAACCGUGCACUUCGGCGAGAAUCUUCUGCGGGAGGUGUGCCAAAACAGGAAGCUCAUCAAGACGGAGGCCCAAGUGCCCUCCGGUUCGGCGCCCAUGAAGGCCAACAUCCAGAUGCUGUAUAACUUCGUGGAGGGCGUGUUGAGCGCCUGGGUGGACGACGACGAGGAUCAGGUGCGCUCUGGUGCGGAAUCGGAACCAGAGCACGGUGUGGUGCCCAUGCAACCGAUCCACAGAUGCAACCGCCUGCGAUACCAGUGCAUUCGGCGCGUUGUCGAGGAGGCUGCCGACCUCCAGGGCACACUGAAACUGGGCAACUCCCGCUAUCGCCAUCGCCAUUGGCGCAGCACCGCCAAGCAGUGCAACGAAAUGUUCCUUCGCAAGAUUUCGGACGAUGAUCGAAUGAGCCUAACUACCGCCGUUUCGGAUGAAGAUGAUGGGGAAAGUGUCAUGGCGUCACCAUAUAAAGCAAAGGCAACUGGCACCGCUGCAUCCUCCUUCAAUUGCACGGGAGCUGUUCGCAAAGCCGGCUUCCUAUCGGUAAAGAAAUGGUUACUACGCAAGAAGCACCAGAUCGAGCUGGCAAGAAAGCGGGGCUGGAAGGGCUACUGGGUGUGCCUGAAGGGCACCACGCUGCUCUUCUAUCCGUGCGAUUCCCGGGAGGGCCGGAGUGUGGAGGCGGCGCCCAAGCACUUGAUUAUCGUGGAUGGUGCAAUUAUGCAACCGAUACCGGAGCAUCCCAAGCGCGACUACAUCUUCUGUCUGAGCACGGCGUUCGGCGAUGCCUAUCUCUUCCAGGCGCCCUGUCAGGUUGAGCUGGAGAACUGGGUGAACAGCAUACACAGCGCCUGUGCCGCCGCCUUUGCCAGGCAUCGCGGAAAAACUGGAACGCUACACCUGCUCCAGGAGGAGAUCUUCCGGCUGGAGAAGGCCAUUGAGUCGGAUCACAAGCUAAAGCACAUGGCCGAACUGCAGCAAUCAGUUGUCACCGAUCAGGAGACGCGUCAUCAGAUCCAGACGCAGAUACUGCAGUGGGAGGAGAAUCUGGAGCGGCUCCACUGCGAGCAGUUCCGGCUGCGCUGCUACAUGGCCUCUCUGCAAAGUGGCGAGCUGCCCAAUCCGAAGUCGCUGCUGACACACGUGUCGCGCCCCACGAAGAACACGCUGAACAAGCUGGGCGUGUUCACGGUCUCCUCCUUCCACGCCUUCAUCUGCGCCCGCUCGCCCUCGCUGCUCAACAACCUGCUCGCCGGACGCGGGGCCACCAAGCGGCGACCGCCGAUGCUGUCGCGGUCCAACAGCGGCUCCAGCCGACGCUCCAUGCAGAUGAAUUCACGUGACGAACCGGAAAAAACUUUCAAAGUUGCAAUGCCCGACAAUGCUUACUCGACAGUUUAUCUACGUGAUGCCAUGUCUGUGGAGGAAUUCCUCGCCAGCGCCUGCGCCCGUCGCAACCUCAAUCCCAUGGAGCACUUUGUGCGCGUCAAGAAGCGUCGUGACAUGGAGGAUCACAAUUACUUUGUGCCGCAUCGCAACGAUCUGAUUGAAAAUUAUCUACAUAAUCACGAGUUCGUGGAGGUCUGCAUGAAGAUCCUGUACCAGGUUGAGCUGCAGCGCACGACUCUGGAGCAGAUGUGGGGCUUCUCUGUGGAGGCUGAGCUGAUCGAGAAUGCGGAACGGCAGGACGAGCUGUGCUGCUACGUGAGUCGCGUGGAGGACAAGAGUGUGGCCAUGCACAAUGGCAUUAUCAAAGGAGACGAAAUAAUGGUCAUCAAUGGCGCAAUUGUGUCCGAUCUAGAUAUGAUGUACUUGGAGAGCGUCCUGCAGGAGGAACAAUCGCUCAGCAUGAUGAUGCGGUCCUCGCGCACGGAGCCACCAGAUCUAGUGGGGAUCAUGAGGGUAACGGACGAUAUGAUUGACUCGCUGGUCUGUCCGCCGCCGCCCACAGAUCCGCCGGUGAUGAGCGAGGAGAUGAUAACUGGACUGAUUGUUCCGGCCCCCGGUUGGAAUGGCACUAGCAAGGAUUUGUACUCGCCGGAGGCGGAAAGCUCGCCGGCCACCUCCUUUGUGGAUCCUGCCGCAAUGGCCGCCCAGCUGGCGGUGGGCGGCGUGGGAGGCGUGGUCGUGGGCGGACUGGGCGUGGCCAAGCCAACGUCGCGUACGAGCAGCUUUGAGAUUGAGAAUCUGCUAAAGACCGCGGAGCAAGUUACCGGAUUUUGUCGUUCACCCCAGGAAACGCGGAAAUCGAGCCCAACCGGCUCGGUCACCUCAUCGGUGUCGACCACGGCAUUAACACCAUCACGCCAGCUGACCGAUGCGGAGAAACUGCGCAAAGUCGUCAUGGAGCUGGUGGACACGGAACGCACCUAUGUGAAGCACCUGAACAACCUGCUGGAGCACUAUCUGGAGCCCAUGAAACGCGAGACAUUCCUGUCCAAUGCCGAGAUCAACGCUCUGUUCGGCAACAUACACGAGAUCGUCACAUUCCAGCGCCAGUUCCUGCAGAAUCUCGAGGAGUCCUUGGACCUGGAGCCGGAUUUCAACAAGUUCGAGCUCUGCGGCCAGUUCAGAAAUGUGCUCUUCGCGAUUGGCUCGGCCUUCCUGUACUACGUCAACCACUUCAAGCUCUACUCCUCGUUCUGUGCCAGUCACAGUAAGGCGCAGAAAGUCCUGCAUCCGAACGAGGGCAAUCACGCCCUGCAGGAGUUCCUCGCAGCCAGGAAUCCCAAGCAGCAGCAUAGCAGCACCCUGGAAUCCUAUCUGAUCAAGCCCAUUCAGCGCAUCCUCAAGUAUCCACUGCUCCUGCAGCAGAUGCGCAACCUCACCGACACCCGGGCCGAUGAGCAUGUGCAUCUUUGUGAGGCACUCAAGGGCAUGGAAAAGGUCGCCGAGCACAUCAACGAGAUGCAGCGCAUCCAUGAGGAGUACGGUGCCAUAUUCGAUCACCUGUUCCGGCAGCACCAGAAGUCAUGCAAACAACCCAUUGAUCUAAGUCCAGGAGAUCUUCUGUAUUAUGGCGGAGUGGAAUGGCUUAACAUCUCGGACUUUCUGGGCAAGAUCAAGAAGGGACUGGAACUGCACGCCAUGUGCUUUGUGUUCAAGUCGGCAGUGGUGUUCCUGUGCAAGGAGCGACUGCGUCAAAAGAAGAAGUUGAUGGGCGUUUCCAGCAAGAAUGCCACCAAUGAGGUCGAGAUCAUUCGCUACCAGGUGCUCAUACCCGUAACCGAGGUGCAAGUCCGCGCCAGCUCGGCCAAGGACAUGGACUCCCACUUCCUGUGGGAGCUCAUCCAUCUGCGUUCCCAAUUGCAACGCCGCUCCGAGAAGGUCUACGUGCUGUCGAACAGCACUGCCGACUUCCGCAACGCCUUCCUGAAGACCAUUCGCCAGAUCAUCCGCGAGAGCGUCCGGAACAUGUCAAUUCCGAUGAAGAACUUUGGCGGCAGCUCCGGCUCCGUCUGCGGCCAUUCCUCGCAGGGCAUGGGCAGCAUGGGCUAUGCGGGCAACUCUCAGACGCUGGAACGUCCCAAGCAGCAGAUCACCAUCGUUCAUGGCUCGCACACUCUGGGCAAACCGAAGAAGAAGUCCGGUUCGCAGCGCCACUCGGCUGGCAACAUUGACUACGACAAUUUGUCGGGCAGCCAGGAGGCAGACGACCUGCCACCCAGUGUGGGCGUGGUCCACUACGCCUCCGGCCACGCCCACGGCCAGCAGAUGCAGCCAGCUGGAUUCCGUGGUCGCAGCAAGACGGUGGGCGAUGUUACAGAAAUCACCUGCUCUUCCCCAGAACCCCAUCAGCAGCAGCAGCAGCAACAACAGCAACAGCUGAUGCAGCAGGGACACGCCCAUGCCCACCCACAUCCCCAUCCGCAUCCAAGGGAGCCACCGCCGCCUCCGAUCAGGCAGCCACAUCUGCACCACCACAGCUCGGACAUCGAAAGGAUCGAUCCUGGAACGAAAUCGGAGGGCGAGGAGGACUCGCAGCAGGGCACAAUCAGGCCCAAGGCCACACUGGGUCGAACGCCCAAUCACCUGACGCUGAGCACCACAUCGACGCUCUCGGUGGGCAGCACCGGCAGCCAGGCGCGCCUCAUUCAAUCGUCGCAUCCGCCGGCCAGUUACCAGCCGGUGCUGAUGAAGGACCUAGGUAAGCCCAGCCCGGAUGAAUCGGAGCUCGAGUCGGAGUCGGAGGUGCAUGCCGCCCAGGUGGCGGCCUCCUUUAACUUAAGUCUAGGUAGUAGUGGUAGCUUAUUCGCCUCUGAUGCCAGAGAUAAUCAGACACAGUCCCGCACCCAAUCCCAAACCCACUCCCUGCAUCCCUCACCUCGUCAGUCGCCGCGUCAAUCGCCGCGACAGUCCCCCAAGCAGGAUAUCGAGGUGAUUGAGAUCUUCGAGAGCGAGGCGGAACGACUGGCCGCUUCCCAGCAGGUGGCCGUCGUCCACCAGCACCCGGCGGACCAGGCCAGGGAAUCCGGGCAUAAACAGCGACGUGACCGAGACCGUAACCCAACUGAGACGGACGCCACAGCCCGGUUUAUGGACAAGCAUUUGAGUGACCUCGAGCAGGAGAACUUGGCCGAUGGCACCUGUGACAUUGUGGCCUACAUGGAGAGCCUGCGCGAGAAGGCCUUCGAUCCGCAGGAUCUGGCCGAAGAUACUGGCGAUCAGCAGCAGAAUGACUCUAGCCUCUCGCCGGAGCCACAGACCAUAGUGGAGAAUACACAGCAGACCGUGGUGGUGGAUAUUGAGUCGCCCUCUCGGCCAGCCACUGAAUCAGAUAGCACUGGCAACACAACCGGGCCCUCGGAAAGAUCGGGAGAUGAAACGGAGGAGGAGGCCACCACCAGUUCGUUGGCCUCGCAUAUCGUGGUGAUUGACAAGAAGGUGGACAAGAUCUUCAAGGCCAAGUCACCAGAGCGUCCAGCUUCCACCAAAGUCAAAGGUGGUAGAAGGCAGAUAUAUAUAUCGCCAGAUCGGUGCAAGUCUCAGGGUAGUUCCCCAGUAAGGAUUAUUAAGAUUAAGUCACCUCGCACCAGUUUGAGUGACCAGGGCAAACGGUUGAGUGUAUGCUCCUCCAGGGACAACUCACAGGAUCGCCUGUCGGCCGGCCGACGGACACCGAGUCCUCGCCGCUCCUCCGAAGGCGGUGGCAUAUUGAAGCACACCACAGGACCGGCUUCUGGUAUCCUGAAGCCACCAUCCAGUCCAGCCAAGUCGAAGAGUCCGGAUCGGAGCUGCCUCAAAAAGGGCGGACCAUCGCAUGUUUGCAGCGUGGAGACUCUAUCGCCAAGGGCUUCACCCAGAGGCAGUAUGGAUCACCUGUCGUCCGAUCGCGGUAUGACCAGCAGUUCCUGUCUGCGCCACUCCCCUCGCAGCAGCUUCGAUAGCCACGGUGAGUCGGAUCACAACUUGGAUGUGCCACAUGGCAGUCGUAAGAGGAGUAUGUCUGCCCACGGCAGCUUUGAGACGGGCACCCGGCCAAGGGCCCAGGAAACCUAUCAGUAUUAUCCAGUGUAUGACAACCAGACCUGCAGUGAUCACUAUGUGGCUGCCGCACCAACUGGGCGAUAUGGUGGCGGCCCUAGUAGCAGGAGCAGGCUAAGCAAAUCCCUGGAGCGUUCUACUUCCAGGGAUAGCACCACCACUAGCAGCUCCUAUGGUCACAGAGCAUAUGGGGUUUCCCCGGACCGUAACUACGUGGUCUUCAGUUCCGGGCCACUGCGAUCGCAGUCCGCUGAGAAUACCUUCUCCUCGCAGCCCAUAUACGAUCCCUUGCCCCGUCAUCCACCACAACCACUGCAUCAGCCGCCGAUGCACCACCAACAACAGCAGCAGCAGCAACAGCAAUAUAUGAGCUAUGUCCCCGAGAUGGGAGGAUACACUGGCUGCCAGCACGAUCCGCAGGGUGGCUACCAGCUCAGCUCGUCGGCACCGGAGUACACCACAUGCAUCGACUGUCUGUACCAGAAGAGACCCUCCUAGCAUAAGUCCCGCGUGCGGCAGAGUCGCACGCGGAAGAAGACGCCACGCGGAAUGGUGGUGGUCAGUGCGCAGCCGACGGCCACCGGGGGAAUAGGAUUCGUGCCCGAGAUGGGCUCCUCCGAGGCACCCGGCGGUUGUGUGGACUGUCACGACUACUUCGAGAUCCAUGUGUAAGGGAACUCCGCCACUCAAGGACCUCCACUAAAAGACCUCCACUAUUUUGAAACCAAAGAUAACAGACGAACAACCCGAAAUGCCUCAAACAAACUAAUUUUAACCGAACUCAGCUCACAUAUACGUAAACUCACAAUGCAAACUAUAAACGAAAGUAAUCAAAUACCGAACACGAACUUCCAACACAAGGGAUUGAAAUCAAAAUAAAGACCUACCCUACAGGUUAUAUACAAUCUACUUACUAGAAAACCACGAGCAUAGGUAAUAGAAGCAAGGCACUCUUGAAACUAGAUGAAAAUAGCUCCAACGUUACCAUAACCAAUCGAAGUCCCCAUUCCUCGUAUUUGUUGUGUAAGUGUUAGCCGUAAGUCACCGAACCUGAGCGUAGCUAGCUCUUUUAGCGCAGCAUAUGUAGUUCAUACCGAAAACUAAUCAAAGGUUAAAACGAAAGGUGGCGAAAGGUUGCAUAAUGGGUGUGUGCCACCGUUUUGCAGUUAAUUAUUUAAGUUGCAGCCGAGUUGGGCGCGAACAUUUCGGCGUGAUUUACACACUCGCCCACAUUCACUCACUCAAGCCAACCACCCACCCACCCACACGCAUUAACGAACAAAAUGGCGGAAGUUCCGCUCGCCUCGGGUGGCAAGUAGAAAUAUUACGUAUACGCCGCGUUGCACACACAAUACUCAAGUGCCGUAAUUACGAGGGCAAACAACAGAAAAGAGCAGUAGUAGCUAGGGCAGAAGCAGCAGCAGCAGCAACAACUAAAACUAAAGUUGAAAUUCAUACUCGCACUCAAGUAAACUAUGUACUAAGAGACAGGCAGACAAACAAAUGGCAAACUCAACUUGAAACACAUAUAGAUGGGGAAAUAAGACAGCCAAGAGCCAGGAGCAGAUUCAAAACGAAAAGACACCGAGCACAGCUAAAAAGUUCGGCAAAAAGUUCGCCAGCUAACUAACUAUUAGCUAUGUGGAAACUGUGUCACUUCCGUAAAUGAAAUCAAAAAUUUUUAAUUACCCAUCUGGCGACAUGGAUCUGCUACUGAGCUGGGCUUUGGGUCGAAUCGAAGGCCAACAUUCCAGGGGUUAACAUAAAAUAUACCUAACAAGAGUUUACCUAUCGAUAUGGGGAUUAUUUACAUAAAGGACAAAAAGGACAACUAGCAGAAAACAAAAUCAAACAUUAGUUAGUUAGAAAAUUGUGCCAAUUUGCACGUUUGUGCUAUAUCGGGCAUCGGUGUGUGUACCAAUAAUGUUGUGACAAAUAAUUUGCAUAUAUGCAUAUGGUUUUUAUAUGAUUUUUAUAGGUUUUUUAUAGAUAUAAACAAAUAUACAUGCAUAUACAAACUCGACGGGCAAAUCGAAUGAAGCAUUUUCCGCAUGGAUUUUCCACCACUUCCGUUUCACAUUCCAAUUAAAUCAGCAUAUUUAAAGCAUACAAUAAAAGGGAUACAAAUCAAAAUGGGAAUGUAUUCAGAGAAUGAUAAUCGUAAGUCGUACCUCAAUGUUCAGUAAUGGGUAAUCAUAUUAUACAUAUAUGUACACUUAGGUAGCUCUGGAAAUACGCAUAUAUAUAUAUAUAUAUCCUCCCUUUUCGAGGCGCUGGUCGGAAAAUCCUAUUCGAUUUUCCGAUCCAAGCCGCCAACUCUCGACUAAAUAUAUAGAAAACGGUUAAGAUCAAACAAAUUUCAGGUUGUUGUAACGAGAAUUCAAAGCAGUAUAGAAAAAGCGAAGUCAGAAUCAGAAUAUCUAAGUUUAAGCUACAAGAACAUUUACAGUUUACAGUUUACACUGGGCUUCACAGCAGCAAAAUCAAAACAAGAAAUGAUAACAAAUAUUCAUCGUAAAUGUGGCAUAUACAUACAUAUAUACAGCAGCAUAUACGGACAGCAUAAAUGUUAAACGAAACUAAAAACUGGAGCUCUCGAAAUCCAAAAAAUACGCGAAAAUAAAUGCAAACUAAAUAAAGAUAAAACAAACAUCAAAUUUAACCGAUAAUCCCUGUGUGUGCACAACCCACACACGGCCAAACACACUGAAAUCCACUAAACAAAUAAUCGAAAAAUCAACACACUAAAUGCAAACUUCAAAAUCAAAUUCGUAAAAACCAAAACUAAAGCGAGCCCCUACGUACAUAACUAAUAUUGGCAACUAACUAAAACUAAGCUAACUAAACCAACGCAAUUAACGAACUGCCCCAUGAGUUUAAAGUAAAUACAUAAAGUACGCAAAAGUAAAUAAGUAUAAAAGAACAGCGACAAGUAGAGGACACCCAUACAUACACUAUGUAGUCUAUGCACCGAUUUCCUGGCCCAUCCAAAGAAAAUCCUCUCUCGAUUCAAGAAAACAUACCCUCGAUUAGUUAUGCAUUUAAGUUCGUUUAGUAGUUGCUUAGCAGGUAAGUGCGAUAUUAAUUUGUAAUUAGGCACACGAACGAUGAGUACUUGAAUUGAAUUAGUAAUUAAACAAUUUAACGGGUGAUAUUUCAUUUUGUCUACACACAAUUAUCUCAAAGAUAACUAAAAUCCCCAAAAAAAACAUGGAAAAUUGACUCGAAUAAUGUUGAACUCAGUUAGACAUAGCACAUACACUUAGUCGUAACUCUUAAGUCGGAGAUGGAGUUGGAGAUAUAAGUAUUAGGCAUGUUAAGUUAAUAGGUAUUACUACCCGCCCAUUCGAUGCAUUUGUGUGUAUCUCUUUAUAGCGUAUCUGUGUAUCUGUUGUGUCUGUUACAAACACUUGAUAUUAUUAGUUGGCAUCGCUUGAUUAACAAACAACUAACCAACCGAAAUUCGAAUCGAAAUCAAUGAACUUUGCAAGUUUCCCCCACUUCAAUUUGAACGUUUUGCAUUUUCUCUAUCAAUAUCACGACUAAUGGACAGAGUGUGCCGAAGAUCUAAUGCCAAAUCUUGUACUGCUGAAUGCCAUGCCAACCGAAAGAGAGCAAUGCCAAGUCCAUUAUAAUCGAUCUAUGUAUAUAUAUAUAUUUAUCUAACUAUAUAUGUCUUAUGGUUACACACACCAGCCCCACCAACUCAACUCAACUCAACUCAAUUCAACUCCUCACCACCCCCCAAAAAUCCAGAAUCCAGUAUUCAGAAUUUAUUCGGCAUUUUUUCACACAUUGAAACGCAAUUAUUUUCCAGAAAUUUAAUUUUCUGUUUUCCGUACAACUUUUUGUGUGCCAAAGCUAAACAAAAUGAAAUUGAAUUGAAUUUUAUGAAACUCUCAUCUAUGCACAACUUUAUCCAUCAUUUUUGAAUCACGCUCUUGACUUUUGCAUCUGGAAAACUAAUUUCCAAAUUAGCAAGUGGGUUAACUGAAAUGCGAAACAAUUUCAAUUUCACCACUUACACUACCAUAAUUUUCCAAAUUAUAAACACCCCAUUCUCCACCCGCAUAAAUAUGUACACCAAAUUCUCGCUAUCAUUUUGCAAAUAAAAUUGGACUCCUUUAAUGAAGACACACACGAGAAACAGAAGAGGCAGAACGGAAAAUGUUGGCAUAAAAUGCAAAACUUUUGAUCGAAAAUUGGAAAAAUUGCCUAGUCUUAACUGAAGCUCUUUACAAAAAAACAAGAAGCUAAACUCUGCAAACGAGAAAAUGAACCAAGCGAUGUCAACAUUUUAGCCAACACAACUCCCUCUCUAUUCAAAGAACCCCCAAUCGCAAAUAUUAGUUAUUAGUUGGAUUAGCUGUUAAUCACUCCCACUACCCAGUCCCCGUCUCCCAAAAACUAUAUCAAGUAGAGAAACCAGCCGCUUGAAGUAGUGCUCAUUAUACAUUAUACAAUAAUUAGUUUUGCUUAUAUUUUUUAACCGACAAAUUUUGCUUGCAUGCUUUUUAAAUCCGAAUUGGCCACCAUUUACUUAUUCAAAUCUGUUCGACACAAUUGUAUAUAACCAAAUGGAGGCGCUACCCUCCGCCCACUUGCUCUUUCUAACUCUUUCGAUCUCUAAAUCUAUAUUUUCUAUCUGACAAAAAAAAGAAGAAAAAUAAAAACCAAAACUACAAAUUAAGUUCUGCAAAACCGAAAAGAAAAUAUUUCAUAAUUUUUCAUAUAUGGUUUCCAUUGUAUCUUUUCUUUUCU